AAACGAUUGCCGGUCAGCUCUCUCUUGCUCAGUUUCCUGCCAGAGUUCGAGGGGCCACGUUCGAUCAUGUCCGAUCUGCGGUGGUGCUGCUACCUGCUCGUGUUGCUGCUUCCCAGCUACCUGGAGGGUGCCCGCAUUCUGGCCCUAUUUCCCAUACCAAGUCCAUCGCAUUACUACUAUGCCUUGCCCUAUCUGAAGUCAUUGGCAUCGCAGGGCCAUCAGGUCACAUCUGUUAGUCCAUUCCCUCAAAAGGAGUCUGUCCAUAACUUCAGGGAUAUUCCAAUACCAGAAGUGCUUGAACAUUUUGAAGAGUUUCUUUUGACUGCUCUUCAAGCCUCGUCCCUUUGGGACUCCAAUAACAUUGCCCACGACUACUGUGUGAGUCUCACAAAGGCUGUGCUGAACAAUGACCAAGUGCGUCGCGAGAUACUCAAGCCAGGCAAGGCUCAGUUCGAUCUCGUUCUGGUGGAUCUUUGGCGGUUGGAUGCCCUCUACGGCCUGGCAGCCUAUUUCGAUGCCCCGCUCAUUGGCCUGGCACCCUACGGCACUGACUGGAAAAUCGAUGAAUUGGCGGGCAAUACCUCACCCAUUUCCUACCUCCAUUCGCCCACCUCCACGGCUGUGCUGCCAGAUCGGGACUCAUUCUACGGACGUUUAAGUGACUUUGUGGAGCGUUCAGUAUCCUGGAUCAACUGGAGGUGGAAAUAUCUGCCCAAACAUGAAGAAAUCUAUCGGAAAUACUUUAGCCAGCUGGCCGAUAAAGUUCCUUUGGCAAAGGUCACCAACAACUUUGCUUUGAUCUUGCUGAAUCAGCAUUUCGCAUUGGCUCCCCCGCGGCCAUAUGUUCCAAAUAUGAUUGAGGCCGCAGGACUGCAUAUUGAUGAUCAGCAGUCAGGGCAUCUGCCCAAGGACAUGGAGGACUUCGUGCAGGGUUCAGGCGAGGCGGGAGUGAUAUACUUCUCUUUGGGUACCCUUUUCCGGAGCAAAUCCUUGACUGAGGAUCAGCUAAAAGUGCUUCUGCAGACCUUUGCCAGUCUGCCGCAACGAGUGCUGUGGAAAUACGACGAUGACCAACUCCCGGGCAAGCCAGAGAAUGUCUUUAUCAGCAAAUGGUUUCCCCAGCAGGCUGUCCUGGCUCACCCCAAGGUAAAACUCUUCAUCACCCAUGGGGGCAUGCUCAGUACAGUUGAGAGCCUCCAUUAUGGCAAGCCCAUGCUGGGAUUGCCCUGUUUCUUCGAUCAGUUCCGCAAUAUGGAUCAUGUCCAGCGAACGGGCCUGGGCCUCGUCCUCAGGCUCCAAACAAUGACUGCCUCGGACUUGAACUCUGCUCUACGCCGCCUGCUCACCGAGGAGAGUUUUGCCCUCAAUGCGGAGGAAACAUCGGCUCGGUAUCGGGAUCAGCCCAUGACUGCUCUGGCCAAGGCCAACUGGUGGACGGAGUACAUCCUGCGGCACAAGGGAGCAGCACACAUGCGGGUGGCCGGCAGGCAGCUGGACUUUUUCACCUACAACAGCAUGGAUGUCAUUGGCACCCUACUGGCUGGUGCCCUACUGUUUAUCGUAGUCCUUGUGGCUCUGCUGUGGAAGCUGGCAUGCAUAGCUGGUUUGGGACAAUCUGGGAGGAAAAAGCAAAAGAAUCUGUAGGACAUUAAUUAUUGAUAAAAGGAUUAAGCUUUAUAAAUCUAUGGAAAAUGUAUUUUUGGCCUUAAAACAAAUGGAACUGUCUUUAAAAUUCCACAAACUGUGCAGAAAGUUAUGGAAUAAAUACAAAAUAAAUCAAAAAAUAAAUGGGUGAAUGGGUUCCACAGAAGAACAGAGGAGUCCCAUCUUUGCGAUUGAA
This is a messenger RNA of Drosophila pseudoobscura, 1840 nucleotides long. RefSeq names its product UDP-glucuronosyltransferase 2A2-like. The transcript has 2 exons. The coding region runs from base 67 to 1644 and encodes 525 amino acids. NCBI's taxonomy places the organism in Eukaryota, Metazoa, Arthropoda, Insecta, Diptera, Drosophilidae. The record is from RefSeq and is a predicted model, not a curated record. Gene Ontology annotation, molecular function: UDP-glycosyltransferase activity.